Pangasianodon hypophthalmus (striped catfish) is the source of this 5114-nucleotide messenger RNA. Its product is annotated as membrane-associated phosphatidylinositol transfer protein 3. Gene Ontology annotation, molecular function: phosphatidylinositol binding; metal ion binding; phosphatidylinositol transfer activity. The record is from RefSeq and is a predicted model, not a curated record. The transcript has 20 exons. Bases 187 to 2853 code for a protein of 888 amino acids. Gene Ontology annotation, cellular component: cytoplasm. Gene Ontology annotation, biological process: phospholipid transport. NCBI's taxonomy places the organism in Eukaryota, Metazoa, Chordata, Actinopteri, Siluriformes, Pangasiidae.
UGUGUGUGUGUGUGUGUAAUUCAACAGAAGCCACAGUUUAACCCUUCAUGACUCUCUCUCCCUACAGACAGAACAACACUUUGGACAUCCUGAAGCUGGCUCCCUGAUGCACGAGACGGGCUCGCGCCCAAACUAACUGACACACACAUACACACACACACACACACACACACACACCUUCCCGGAAUGGCUGAUCAGGAGAAAGGCAAAGUGACUUUACCCAAGCACAUUGCUUCUGACUUGCGGAUGGAGCAUAUCGCCCAAGAGUCCAUGGACAGCUCCGAUGAUGAGUUUUUUGAUGCCCGAGAGAGCCUGUGCCAUAAGGGUAAACCUAGGUGUAUCCCCCAGAGCGGCAUCGAAGGUCUAGAAGACAGCAGGACAAAGUGUAAGACUCAGGUGCUAAUAUUGGUGGUGCACGGGGGGAACAUUCUGGACCUGGCCAGUGGUGACCUGGGGGCAAAGGCUGCAGACGUGGCCACUCUGUCCACAGUGCUGGAGAAAGUGGCACAGGCGCACUUUGAGGCUGCCGCACACCACAUACUAAUCAAGCUGGUGCCCUGUCCUGCUGUAUGUGCAGAGGCCCUUUCACUGGUUUCCAAUCUGAACCCCUAUAGCUACGAUAAGAGCUGCGUGUCGAGCAGUGUUGACCACCUUCCACUAGCAGCACUCCCACUUCUUGCUAUUGCAUCACCGCACUACCAGGACUCUGUGGCAAGCAUCAUCUCCCGAGCCAAUGAGGUCUACCACAGCUUCUUACAGUCUCCUGAUGGACAGGGCUUCACUGGUCAGGUGUGUCUGUUGGGUGACUGUGUGGGUGGCGUGCUGUGUUUUGAUGCACUCUGUUUCAGCAACAGCCCACAACAUGACAAUCCUAGUCACAGAGGGAGACGCAACAGUAUGGAGAGCCUAAGGGAUAGCCCUGGACUUCCGAGAGAGGACGACUGUGGCCUGAGCUCCAGCAAGCGCCUAAGCAAGAGCAACAUUGACAUUUCUUGUGCCAUUGACUCUUCCAACAGCCAGCAUCCAUUUUUCAGCAGCCAGGUCCAGGAUGGAAUAGACCUAAGCUCAGGAAGAAGUAGUCCAAGGUGGAAUCCAGGUCAUUUUGACUUUGAGGUAUCUGAAUGUUUCCUGCUAGGCUGUCCACUUGGACUAGUGUUAGCCAUGAGACGCACUGUUCUUCCUUCAGUCAAAGUGACUCAUCUGCAGCCUGCCUGCUCUCAGAUCUUCAACCUGUUUUACCUCUCCGACCCAUCAGCCUCCAGACUGGAGCCCCUUCUGCAUUCUUGCUUUCACCAGCUGCCUCCAUUCCCUGUGCCACGAUACCAGCGCUACCCGCUAGGAGAUGGCUGCUCUACCCUCAUUGUUGAUGAGAUCCAUAGCCACCCUGAUGUGUUUCUGGAUGGAGGCUGUGCUCCAGGCGGUGCUGCAUUCUUCUCCUGUGUGGAUGAAGCAGAGAAGGCAAUGAAGCAGGAGGUUGAUGAUGACAGCGAGCCCUCGGGCUGCAGGGAGAACAAGCUGAGCCUCACCAUCGCCAACAUCUCCAGUAGCUGGUGGGGCUCUAAACGGCUGGACUAUGCACUUUAUUGUCCUGAUAUAUUGACUGCAUUCCCCACUGUGGCUCUGCCUCAACUGUUCCAUGCCUCUUACUGGGAAUCUACUGAUGUAGUGGCCUUUCUACUCAGACAGGUGAUGCAGUGUGACUGUGUGAAGGCUCAGGAGGCAGACAGCUUAGACCCCACCUGCUUUUCCCCUUCCAGCCCCAGAGAGAAAUGGCUACGAAGACGCACACAUGUUAAGUUAAGGAACAUUACUGCCAACCACAGAGUGAAUGAUGUCAUUGCGACUGAGGAAGGGCCGCAGACUCUGGUUGGUCGCUUUAUGUACGGCCCUCUGGACAUGGUGACUCUGACAGGAGAGAAGGUGGAUGUAUAUUUGAUGACUGAACCGCACUCAGGAUGUUGGGUGCACUUUGACACCAAAAUUACCAACAGCAGUGGCAGAGUAUCGUACACUAUCCCUGACAGCAAACAAUUCCCUGUGGGAGUUUAUCCUAUUAAAAUGGUGGUUAGGGGAGACCAGACGAGUGCAGAGGCUUUCCUGACUGUGCUGCCACAGGGAAUGGAGUGUGUAGUAUUUAGCAUUGAUGGGUCUUUUGCUGCUAGCGUUUCCAUCAUGGGCAGCGACCCUAAAAUGCGGGCAGGUGCUGUGGAUGUGGUCAGACACUGGCAGGACCUGGGAUAUCUGAUCAUCUACAUCACUGGGCGUCCAGACAUGCAGAAACAGAGAGUGGUGUCAUGGCUUUCCCAGCACAACUUCCCACAGGGCAUGAUCUUUUUCUCCGAGGGGUUGGUGCAUGACCCACUGCGCCAGAAAGCCAUCUUUCUUAGGAAUCUCAUUCAGGAGUGUCACGUUAAUAUCCGUUUGGCCUACGGCUCCAUGAAGGACAUCUCCGUCUACAGCAUGCUGGGUCUCAGCCCCAACCAGAUAUAUAUAGUGGGCAGACCAUCCAAGAAAUACCAAAACCAAUGCCAGUUCCUCAGUGAGGGUUAUGCCAUGCACCUUUCCUCACUGCGGUUUGGCCACCAGGGUCGAUCCCAGAAGACCACAUCAAUGCGCAUGAUACUGUGUAAUAGCUCUUUUGGCCUCUCAGCAAAGCCAGACUUUCUUCCCAAGCGCACAUACUUGCGACGUACCAUGUCUGCACAGCAGGCUGAGCUGCCCAAGACACUGAUUCCUAAAACAGAGCGCUCCCAAAGCCAGCCUGAGUCUGAUAAAGACCACAAGUUUGGAGGAGGAAUAGGCCACAGUAUGUUUCUGCUGGGGAGCAUGCACCGGAGUAACACCACUCCCUGACUACAGAGAGAAAGGGGGGGACAAGAGGAGAGAACAAUGUCCAGUGUAGUGACAGGAUACUGCAUUCUGGAAGAGGAACCACCUGAAGUUGUUCCCAGCUGUCUACCCAACGGAUACAGAGCACAAAAGAAUGGAGGGUUCCAAGAAAAUAUUGAAGUGCAGGGAGGACCACAAUUACCUGCGUCUGGUUUCCCCAAAAGGCGGUGAUCAGCUUCAGAUCCAGGACUGUAGGUCAACUUCAGAUCCUGGACUGAAAGCUGAGGAGGCGAUGAUGGAGGCCUGAGCUGACGAACUGUGAGACUAGAGUGUUCAGAAUGUUUGUGAGGAAGAUGCAGAGGCUGUCUUUAUGCCAUCCUCACUAGGAGUAUGCAGCAGCCACGUUCAUCUUUUUGACCAGCCAAUUUCCUUCUGUGUCACAGCACUGUGAUCAAUAAGAACUCUUCAUUUUUUGGUACUUUUUCCCUUAGCCUAAACAACAGUAUUCUUUUAUAUUUCAGAAAAAUGUUAGUAUGUAUUUUUGUAUACUUGCAUUGCCAUGUCAUUUUGUAUGAUUUGGAAUUCUGUGAUUAAAGAUUAUACCGUAUGUAUUGUUUUUUUUUUUGUCCUAUUUAGGUGACAAAGCGAUAACAUUUGAGUUUGUAACAGUGACACAGUGAAUGAUCUGUUACUAUAUUUAAUAGAUGAAUAUGUGUCUGUACAUGUAUCUUCCUUCAAAAAGGUUUUUUUAAAAUGACUUUUUAUGCCAAGGCUUUCAUGCUAGUGUUGUUUUUGACAGCUUUAAGGACAAAACUGUAAAUGUUUGAAUGAAUUUGUUUAUUUCCACAUAGAAUAAACCUCAUUUAUAACAGUAGUAAAUAUUUUUAAACUAGAGAACCUGGUGACUUUCACUUUGGUGGGCAAAUUGAUAGAUUAAGCUUGAGCAUUUCGAAGUAUAGUAGUACCACAAAUCUUUCAAUACCAAAAUUGAAGUAAAGGGAGAAUAAGUGUUAAAAUAAUUAAAUUAGUUCCCACUCAAUAAUCAUUGAUUUAUUCUUUCAUUCAUCUUCAGUAAUUACUUUAUCCUGGUCACAGAACAUAGACACCAGUCCAUUACAGGCAAGUGUAAUCGAUGUUAUCUAUCUUGCUGUCUUGCCUGGCCCUAGAAGAUGCUUCUCUGUAAAUGCUCUUACAAGAAUCUCAGUGCAGUGAUUACAGCAAGAAGUGUUUUAUCAUGUCCUGAAAGAUACCACAAUCCUUGCGGGUCCAAGGCUAUUUGUAAUGUAGCAUGACCAGUAUGAGGUGUAAGAAAUUCAGCAAUUGAUGAGUUUGCAGACACAAGUGGUUCAUGGGUCUUCAUUGUUAAAGGCUCCCAAUAAUAAGAAUGAAUAAUGCUAAACCUCACAUCUUUGCAUUUAUCAAUAUCAUUUUGGGUGCUUGUAAGAAUUUUUAGUGAAACGUGUAUUUAGAUCUGGUGGGAUCUGGUGUUUGAAAGGUCUACACCCCAAUGAAAGUGUUGGAAUGAAACUUUAUUGUAAAUGUGUUCAGCCCCUUUUCCAUAUUUGCUUGUGUCAAUGCUCAUUUUUGUCUAUAUAUGAUAUCUUAAAAAAUAAUGCAAAAAACAUUCAUAAACUUUUCAAUCAAAUCAGGUUCUGGCGCUGCAAUAAUAUAUGUAUAUAUUUAAUUACAGUUUGGUUGGUGGUAUUUAAAAACAUUGCCUUAUUUUUGGGUAAACACAAGCUUUCACAGUUGUUCAAAUGAUAAAGUAUGUAAACUUGAAAAUAUUUGCGUGCCAUUUUAAGGAAAUGCAUGAUGGUACAGUCAGAAAUCCACCUUUACUUAUUUGUAAACUGUGUUCUGAUUUGUACUGCUACAAAAUAUUGGUUAUAAAAAUUUUAGCAUCUGAGCCUUAGCUAAUUACAUAUCUUUAUUUGUCAUGAUUGGCAUCAAUAACUAAAGACUUCUAAUAUUCUGCUACACAGUAAUACAGAUUUUUUUAUGUAAAGAAAUAUGCAAUGAUGUUAAUAUAUUAAAAAGCUGUAAUGCUUGAAAGCUGUAAUGUGAUUCUUUGACAUAGUCACACUGUUUAAAAUCCAAUCCAACCCAUAUUUCUGUUAUUUCUGAUAUGUUUUUUUAUAUGAGAGAAAGUGUGUUAGCAAUAGAUUUUUAUGGCAUUUGUAUCAUUACAUAUGUUUGUGCUUAUUAAAUACUUGACUGAAGUGCCUAAUUUACAAAUGCUUAACUGCCAAAAUUUGUGAAAAUGAAAAUAAAAGUAUUGGAAUGAA